UUUACGGACUACGAUAAUUCAGCGGAACAGUACCAGUGCUUAGCGGCCGACACACCACCUCUAUCGAAUUAACAGAUCGAUUGCUCGGCUAAUUGUUCAUAUCUGUCGCGUAUUUAUCGGCAAUAUUGCUAGAGUAGUUAAUCGUUGCAAUUUCCACAGUGAUAUUAUAUCGUACUUUGUCAAAGGACUAACACGACAUCGUAACGUGCCGAUAUCUCUCAAAGAACCUUUCAUUCGAAAAGACAUUAAAUGAAAAUUUAUUCGAACCGUUAGCGCGCAAAGAACGUAGAAUGAAACUAGAACUACUUUUACCAAACGGUACGUGUAAUAGCGUAAAAAAAAUUUUAAAUAACGCGACCAGCUACACCGGACGUCGCGAUCGGCGUCGGUCAUUCUGUCAAGGAGGAUCAAAGGGCGCGAUCGUUGACGUCGUUAGCGCUAAUUAAUCAUCGGCAGCCGGAUAAAUAUCGUGUAUCAGGGUGAUAACCGGUACGGCCGCGACGCGGCAGUAUCCGCCGGUAAUUAUGAACAGGCCAACUCGUUGGUCGCAGUCGACGCCGACGUUAACAGCCUGGUUCCCGAAUGCUUGCCUCGGCCGUUUCGACCGCGCUCCCCUGAACCGUUCAAUUGUUAAUCGGGUACGGGUAUACGAACCGUGACGUCCGUUGAAAGAACGCGAACGUAAUUACCAUCGCAACUAGUCGAAUCCUCAACUUAUUCGCCACCGCUUGCACACUUGCAAAAUUGAUAGCUGCAACCCGCCUUCCAUUCGCGAGAAAUAAAUUCGUAAAUUUCGUCGAAACGUUUCGUCAAAUUUUCACCGAAAUAUCGUAUUACGUUGAAACGGAAUGAAAGGGCGAGAGAAAAUUAAUCGAGUGGCAAAUUAAUCGUGACAGAUUUACCGAUAGCAGUGAUACCACCAUGGAGUAUCACCGACGCGUGGAGAUGAACGCGUGCCGCCUGUCCGAGAUGAAAAAGUCCGUACGGGAGCGCGGCUCGGCCCGUGGACGCUGAAGGGAAACGGACAUUACCGAGACUGCCACGAAACAACCGAUCCAGGAUCUAGGAUCCAGCCAACCCAAAAAGAAGCGAUCGAACAAAACGGACUUUUCGCGCUGGACUGGCCACGGCCAACUUGGUCCAAUCUCCCCGCGCGCCGCUAAUUAAUCUUUUGGCCGCAACCGCUCGUUCAACGACACCCAGCGGGGCCACCGCUACGAAAUAGAAUCGCGGAAAGGAGAUCGCGAACCAGCUAGCGGUUCGCAACAAAGAUAACGAGCUGCUCUUCCUCGAGGAUUUGCGAAGCAAAUAAUUUAGACCGAGUCGAGACUCUCGACCGUAAUUAGUAAAUAGUCGCGUCGAGUAUUUCCGCGGGAGCGGUUCGAUUUCCUUCGACCGAAAGUCUGCUCAAAGGACGAUCGACAACAAACCGUAACUCGUCGAAAUGCACUGUUCCGCUUUCGGUGGGCUCUGACGACAAACGAAAACCACCACGCGAGAUCGAAUCGACGAUGAUAAGUAUGACAAGCUAAUCCAGACACGGGGAGAGAUCCUUUGGAUUCGAGUGUCACCGACCAACGGAAACGUCAAAGUUUACCGGGUGGUAGCCGAUUGAUAUCGAAUCGCGAUUUACUUCGGUGCAGGAGACAGCCGACAACCUCCGAGUAAAAACUUUCGAGUGCGAUCGACUCGAACGCGAGACGCACCUGAACGAGACGAAAACUGGUGAUCUCUGAGCGAAAUAACGUCGAUAACAAACAUUUGCCAAGUGCUAGAUCGCAACGUUUGAUAUUUCGCGAGCGAGAUAUCGAGAUGGGAAGAAUGACGAGAAACCGCGACAAGUAAUUGCGAGAAGGGGGAGGAAAUCGCAGAAUCGGUGCUGAGAGAAACAGAGAUAUCCUGCGGGCUAGCCGGUCAGCCGACGGUGAUGGCAUGAGGACAUUAGUAAGGAAAAGCUGCGGGUCCAGCGAGGAGGAGGAUGAGGAUGGUGGUGGGCGUGAUGGUCCUUGGUCAGCUACUGGCGAGGAUACUGCUCGCUGCCCAUGCCGGCGAUCGACUCGCGGCGGCUCGCAGAAUACUCAGAGACGUGCCGUUGAUAGAUGGGCACAACGAUCUCCCGUGGAACAUACGGAAGUUUCUGAAGAAUCAGCUGAGGGAAUUCAGGUUUGAUGACCUCAGGGAUACCCACCCUUGGUCGCGGAGUGCUUGGAGCCACACGGAUCUCAGAAGAUUGAAGGAGGGCAUGGUUGCGGCACAGUUUUGGUCAGCUUACGUGCCCUGCUCCUCUCAGCACCUCGACUCGGUCCAGCUGGCCCUGGAACAAAUCGACCUGAUUCGUCGAUUGGUCAACAAGCAUCCUGAAAGCAUGGUUCUCGUUACCACAGCGGAAGGUAUCGAGAGAGCGCACAAGGAGGGUAGAUUAGCGAGUCUGAUAGGAGUGGAAGGAGGCCACGCAGUCGGAGCGAGCCUAGCAGUCCUGAGGAUGUUGUACGAGUUGGGUGCCAGAUACCUCACACUUACUCACACGUGUAAUACGCCUUGGGCAGAAUGCAGCACAGCGGAUGAACCCGGUCAAGUGGCUCGCAUCGGAGGUCUCUCCAAUUUUGGCAAGAGCAUCGUCCUCGAGAUGAAUCGAUUGGGCAUGAUGGUGGACCUUUCGCACGUUUCCGUACCUACGAUGCUCGUAGCUAUGCAGACAUCGAGAGCGCCGGUUAUCUUCAGCCACAGCAGCGCUCACGCUCUUUGCAAUUCUUCGCGAAACGUGCCUGACCACGCGCUGCGACGUUUGGCGCGUACCGACGGUAUAGUCAUGGUAUCCUUCUACCCCCAUUUUAUUAGCUGCGACGAAAAGUCAACGUUGGAGGAUGUGGCCGCUCACAUUGAUCACGUACGAGCGGUCGCCGGAAUCGAUCACGUUGGGAUAGGAGCCGGGUACGACGGGAUCAAUCUAACACCGACGGGCCUGGAAGACGUCAGCAAAUACCCGGAGCUUUUCGCGGAGCUACUAGCGCGCGGAUGGUCGGAGAAAGACAUUCAGAAGUUGGCUGGUCUCAAUCUGAUCCGCGUGUUCAAGACCGUGGAGAAGGUUCGCGACGAUAUGGCCGACGAAGGGAUCGAGCCUCUGGAGGAGGAAAUUCCGCACCAAGACAUAAUCGGACGAGAUUACUGUCGUUACAGCGUGAAACAACUGAUGGCCCCGUAAUCCUCGCCAAAGAAUGACUCGGAGAAAAGAUGGAAAGAGAAACGAUGGACACCGGGGAAUCGAAACUCUCUCUGGAACCGAUUCGACUUGGAUUCGGUCACCAUCGCUCUUCGACACUUUUUAUCGCGUCACCUCGUGAUUUUCGUUCGCGUACGUAAUUAGAUAGGUAAACUCGAUUUUCUUCGACAACUCCCAACUCGCGAAACGGAUCAAUGUCUAUCUCGGUGAAACGUAUAACGCGAGAUUCGGACGUUUGCGAAAGUGGGAUGAUUCGAUGACCAACACGUUCGUUUGAACAUCCAAGGACUUAGAGUACUUGAUGUUUAAUCUGCAAUCGACGAUUUUCCUCGUCGAUGCUGGAACCAAAACUGUUCUAGUCAAUAAUAAUUAUAUUAUAUAUUCGUAUAAAUCUAUUAUAAGUAUUAUAAUAUAAUACCUAACCCAGACCUAACCCAGACCAUUUUUUUUACGUGGAGGGGGAAAAUCUAGAAAAUGACUCGUUCGUUUCGCAGCGGGGUCACGUAUUUAAUACUGAAACUCGGCCCGGGCCGAAAUGUACUGCCGGAUUUCUACCGACUACAAACACCCACGACUCUCUUCGUCAACCCUCGCUUCCCAGGCGGUAUGACCGAUCGGUACUUUGCUCCAGGGCUAACUAACUACUCACCUACUCGAGAAAACUAUCUUUAGCGUGGAGUGCGCGCACUAAUUUACCUAACUACUUUAUCUAAACAAACAAACAAACAAACAAACAAACAAACAAAUAGGUAAAUACUGUAAAUACUAUUUCUAUAUAAAUACAUAGUACUCUUUGCUAUGUGUAUAACAACAACUCCCAGUGUUGGCCUGUCUACCAGAGAUCGGUCAUUACGUCCGCGCCUCCCUUCGAUCAAAGUUGACGUUGAUACAAGUUACAUAUAUCACGCGUUCGCGAUUCGAUAAGUUUGGUACGCGUUUCGUUAAUCGUAACCAUCACCUUAAGACUCGUAUACGUAAUAUUUUAAACGCACCACAAACGAUAUCUUUUCUUAACGAUGUUUUUACAGCAAACUUUUAAUAUAGUCAUCAUUUUAAUGAUUGCAUUCGCCUGUCGAACAAAGGACAAAUGAAAAGAGAAAACGUACUGAAUGUUGCGUCAUUAUUAACGUUUCGAUUAAAAAAAUUUGAAAAAAAUUAAAGAAUAAAACAAUGUAACGACCAUUCGUGUGCCAGUAGUCGCGAUAUCAACGAGCGUUAGCCUCGCGGUAUACGAUAUAUCCUAACGUUUCCAACAUUACCGAUACUUUAAAUAAAAUUUACGACUAAUCGAAUUACGGUCGUUCUUAUAUCGAAACUAUUUACCUGUGUUUUCUUUCGAUUUCCACUCCUCGCUCCUUUGCGACAAUUACCGAACUCGAAAACUUUUCCAUCAUGGAAACAAAUGGGACGAGUACUUGUAUAAAUGUUCAUAAACUAGGAAAACAAAAAAGAAAAAAAUCCCGGUAUGCGAUAAUAUCGAACCGCAAACGACUUAACGCAAGGUUAACGGAAAACGGAAUCGAAACGGGAAGUCGAUGUUCGUACGUGCGGGGAAAGGCUGACGCGGCGCGGCGUGGCGUAGGCCAGCCAAGUAAACCCGUGGAUGUAAAUUGAGCGCAUCGAUCCUCCAAUUUACAAGUAACAAAGGGCAUCCCGUUCGUUGGCGAUUCACACAGCGCGUAGGAACCAAUCAAGUGCAAAGCACACGCGUUGAAAUCGUAAACGCGGCCCGGUUUAUUGGCAAUUCGGGAUCAUACGUGCUGUAAAUUUCGACCGAGCUUGAUUAGAUUGUCGUUCCGCGGAUUUGAUAAUGGCUGAAUUACCUAAUCGAAUAAAUCAAUCGGGGCAGUCUGGAAAACUUUACGCAACACCGCAACCAGUU
Hylaeus volcanicus is the source of this 5102-nucleotide messenger RNA. Its product is annotated as dipeptidase 1. The transcript is spliced from 10 exons. The record is from RefSeq and is a predicted model, not a curated record. Gene Ontology annotation, biological process: proteolysis. Gene Ontology annotation, molecular function: metallodipeptidase activity. Lineage: Eukaryota; Metazoa; Arthropoda; Insecta; Hymenoptera; Colletidae. The coding region runs from base 1979 to 3202 and encodes 407 amino acids.